Gopherus flavomarginatus (Mexican gopher tortoise) is the source of this 885-nucleotide messenger RNA. Its product is annotated as zinc finger protein 239-like. The record is from RefSeq and is a predicted model, not a curated record. Lineage: Eukaryota; Metazoa; Chordata; Testudines; Testudinidae. Gene Ontology annotation, biological process: regulation of DNA-templated transcription. Bases 1 to 885 code for a protein of 294 amino acids. Gene Ontology annotation, molecular function: RNA polymerase II cis-regulatory region sequence-specific DNA binding; DNA-binding transcription factor activity, RNA polymerase II-specific. The transcript is spliced from 2 exons.
AUGGGCAUGAGGACACCUCCGGGCUGCCGCCGAACCGCCAGCAGAGCUAGGCAGAGGAGCAGCGGCACCGGCGCCCCAGAGGGCCCCCACUGCGUGAACAGCUUCACCGCCCGGCCCAGGCUCACCGAGCACCUGCGGACGCACUCGGGCGACAGGCCCCUCAAGUGCCUGGACUGCGGCAAGCCCUUCAGCAAGCACUCGGUCUUUGUGGUGCACUGCCGCAACCACACAGGCGAGCGCCCCUUCCCGUACCCGGCCUGUGAGAAGCACUUCAGCCACUGCUCCCACUUGACGGUGCGCCAGCGCAUCCACGAGGACGAGCACCCCUACCCCUGCGCCGACGGCCGCAAGAGCUUCAUCAGCAAGUCCCGGCUCACGGUGCACCAGCGCACGCACACCGGCGAGCGGCCCUACGCCUGCACCGAGUGCCAGCGAUGCUUCAGCCACCGCUCCCAUCUCAUCGUGCACCAGCGCACGCACACGGGCGAGAAGCCCUACGCCUGCGCCUGGUGCGGGAAGAGCUUCAUCAAGCGAUGCAACCUCCUGGUGCACCAGCGCACGCACACCGGGGAGAAGCCGUACCGCUGCACCCAGUGUGACAGGACCUUCAUCCAGCGCUCCAACCUGGCGCUGCACCUGCGCAUCCACUCCGGCAAGCGCCCCUACCGCUGCGCCCAGUGCCAGAAGGGAUUCAUCCGCCACACCCAGCUCACGGUGCACCAGUGCAUCCACACUGGGGAGCGCCCCUACCACUGCCUCAAGUGCGGCAAGGGCUUCCACCAGCUGACCAACCUGGCCGCUCACCAGCGGACUCACCUGGCAGAGAGGGCCCUGCCGUGCAGCCAGCCUGCCCAUGCCUUGCUGAGCCCCAGGGAAAGCACCUAG